This is a messenger RNA of Gymnodraco acuticeps, 4691 nucleotides long. RefSeq lists its product as uncharacterized. The coding region runs from base 1067 to 1717 and encodes 216 amino acids. NCBI's taxonomy places the organism in Eukaryota, Metazoa, Chordata, Actinopteri, Perciformes, Bathydraconidae. The record is from RefSeq and is a predicted model, not a curated record. The transcript is spliced from 2 exons.
CCCUUUAUCAGCACUUGCUGCAGGUAGCAGAUCCUGAAGUAAAAGUACAAACACCACACUGUGAAGAGUGUUCGAGCAAAGAGAGCAAACCUACCAAAAUAAAUAUAUUUAUACAAAUACAUACAUUGAAUAAUAUGCCAUUUAAUGUACUGAUUUAAAUAUGACCCAUGCAUGUGGGCACUAGUUGGUUAAAAGUGACAUACAUUGAUACUUUAGUUUUAAUGUUCUUCUUUAUUCACCUUUUCUUUUUAAAUGUGUAAAAGCAAAUAAAAACAAAUACUUUGGAUUCAUUCAAAUUGCGGGAGAAUAAUUCAUAAAGAAAUCAAUGAAUAAAUAUUAGGGAAGCUCCGAUCGAUCGGCCACCGGACGAUACUCACUCUCUACCAAUCGAUCGGGCUCUCAGGGGAGAGAGCGCUUCCGCUCAUUUCUCCCGUGUUAUUAUCCACAGUUAAUGUAAACCUGAAUACUGUACUUCAUUUGAAUGUAAUAAUUAUGUUGGUUGUUGUUUGUGUAAGCGCCAGUGAAUGAGCCCAUUAACUGAGUUUUAAACCUCACUUUAAGACCCCGGCCACAUGAGGACGAAAACGGCUAAACGCAUAGGAUUAACGCAAUCGCAAACAAGCUUCCGUCCACACGCAAUAGUUAUCCGGAUAGUGUCUGCCCACACGAUAAUGCUCCGUUUAGCUCCAACCGCUGGAGAAGCUGCAGUACAUAUGCAGGAGCCUGUACGUGGCGCUGUAACUUCCUCCACAAAAGCAGCGAGUAUAAAGUUCCCCCCCCGGAUGUGUAAGGCACCAAACAAACAAGGUAGAAGAUGGCUGAUGCAAGAAAAGAUCUGUUUUCUUGGACUGAUGAUGAGGUAGAACUUCUACUUAGGAUCACAUUAUAAUACAAAACGACUAAAAUACAGGAGAAUGUUGACUGGGAGUCCUGCAAGUCAAAGUAUAGCGAUAUAGUCGAUUUAUUUCAGGCGCAGUAUCCGACGACCGACACAGGGAAGGAUUUCCCUCACCGCGUGGGCGCCAUUACAAAGGCCCAGCUUGCCGCCAAGCUAAAACAAAUCCGCAUGAAGUACAGGCAUGCGGUGGACACUGGGCGUCGGAGUGGCCAAGGACGUGUUGUGCUCAUGUUUUUUGAGCUAUGUGAAGAGGUCUGGGGUGGCUCGCCUGCUACGCGCAGCCUUACGUCGGGCAUGGAGACGGGUGACCUGGAAGAGUCGUCUACUUCACCUCGGAGUUUGGAGCGUUCCAACGAUUUGCCAGAGUCGAGCGAAUCCAGCGGAAGUCUGCCAGCUGCUGCGGUUGUACAGCAUCGCAGGGAUCUGCUCCAGGUGCAGCUGAACGGCCACAGAAGUGACCGCCUGAGGAGAAAACUUCCAGCUGACCAUGCCAUGCAGGAGGACCUCAAACUAAAAAGGAGGAUGGUGGAGCUAAUGGAGCAAAAUCAACAAACAUCCAUCCGCAACGCGGAAAGCCUUCAGCAGAUGAAUGAUAACAUUCGGGAGGGCUUUUCCCUGAUGAGGGAAUUCAUGCAUGCGCAACCCCACAGUAGCAGCGGUGGACAAUUCCCGGGACAGUCACCGUACCUGCAUAGAAGUCCACAGCCUGCCUACACACCAAACCCCUCUACACCACACCUGCACACGAUGACCUCUGACCCCCCACGGCAACCAUCUCAGUUUUCCUACAGGCAGUCACUCUUUCCAGAAGACUAUUAAAGCACCGAGCUUUAGUGAAUAUGUUUGUCCCUAUUUGUGUUGCCAGUCAAGGUGUUCUAUUCCUUGUUGCACUGUGAACAUGUACAAUGUGGACAUUAUAACUCUUUCAAAUGUUCUUAAUAAAAAAAACUUGCAAAAUAACAGUCUUGUCUUUCAUGUCAAUGUACUCCGCAAGCACUCUUUACUGUCUUUCCCUCAUUACAGUCAGUGAGAUAUCUAUUACUGGCCAAGUUGACUAAUAAAGCAGUGAGCUUCAGUUUUUUGCGUUGUAAGCCAGUUGUUUAAUCCAUAAGAACCCAGACCCGUUUCUACUUUUGGGAACAUUAAGGAGAUAUAGACCACAUUUCUGAUAAAUAACCCCCCCCUAGUGUCAAAUAUCUGAAAUGUCACAGUGGGCUUUAAUGGUAAAAUAACUCAUAACUUCAUUAAUGAGGAUGCUUUUUUAGUUUAAAUUGGUUUGAACAUUGUUUGAACUGAAGAAUAAAGGAUAUAUUAACUUAAUAUAAUUGAAUCAGCUAAAUUAACUGAGCAGAUCAUAAUCAUAUUUUUAAUCGUGCAUAUAUGUCACUCCAAGUCAGGAUGGAACAUCAGUGUCACAGCGAUGUUUGUCUCAUUGGUUGUUUCAUAUCAAUUUGACCAAGACAUUUUAUUAUAUUAUGGGAACACAAUAUCACAUGUCCUGGACCAUGACCCACCAGACUGUUCAGUGUUAGGGACUUCAUGAGAUUGUGGGAGGGAGGCGUGAGAGUGCUUAUCAUGAACAAUUAAUUGUGAUUUUAUCAGAAUCUUAAUAAGGGGUUGUGUGAUAUUAAUAUUGCAUGAGCCUCUGCUUAGAUGUAAAACUGUAUUAUAUUGUAUAAAAACUGUAUUAUAUUGUAUAAAAAAUCCCAACAUGAUAGUUAAAAAAGAAUGUCUCCCUCCAAUAUCAUUAAUAAUAUCUCAACAGCAAUAUCAGUCUAAAUAGAAUGAACUACUUAUGUUUUACAAAUCAUUUAGACCUACUUAGAGUACUAAAAUGUGACAAAGAAACUAUAUCAAAGCCCCCCUUCUAACCCUCAGUAACACUUAAUAUGUUUCUCCUUUAAAAACUUCAGCAACAAACUGUUAGCCAGCCUGUUGUUGCGUGUGGCAGAAAACCCCACUGCACAUGUCGUUGUGUCCCUGAGACGCUUCACCCCAAAUUGCUCCUGUGGGAAUUGCCCACAGUAUUGAGUAUGUAAGUCGCUUUGGAUAAAAGCGUCUAACAAGUGACAUGUAAUGUAAUGAGAUAAAAUAAAGGCUAAAGCUUUAUAAGGAGCUUUCCAGACCAUUAAAGUUCAUGUGACACCGUGCCACGUUGGGUCCUUAUGGGAAAGUAUAAAUAUAUGAUACUGCGUUUGCACAUUUGUUGCACUUUAUGUUCAAAGAAAGUCUGGAAGUAGUUGCAGCCAAUUUUAUUUUUAAUUUCACACUUUGAACAUUGGAGAAUCACAUAUUUUGUAGCGUAAUGUUACAUACAUUAAGAAGUACUAAGUACAAAAAAAAAAAAAACUGUCACUGAAGGAGCUGCACAGUGAAUGUAACAAAGAAUGUUUAUUAGAUCUUAACACAGUAACCUUCCCAAAAAAAAUACUACAGAAAGACUGUAAAAAAAAUACAGUCUGUCUUUUAUGUAGUCCUAAGGGUCAAUGUAAGCCGUAAGCACUCUCCUCACUCUCUUUCCCUCCCCCUCAUUACAGUCAGUGAGAUACCUAUUGCUCUGUGUGGGAGGCUGUACAUCCCUUUCACCUUGAAUUAUUCCCACCACAGAUUGAUCAUCCACAGCCUCCUUACUGGCCUCACAAAAAUUGUGGAGGACAAAGCAGGAGUAAAUGACAUGGGGCAGUUCAUCCAUGUUUAUGUCCAUAGGCCUUCUGAGUGCAGCAAAUCUGGCCUUGAGGCGACCAAAAGCACACUCAAUGACCAUACGUGCCCUACACAAAGUUAGCCCAAAGUACUGUUCCUGAACUGUGGAGCCACCGGUUGCAUAUUCCUUCAUCAGGUACGGCAGCAGCGGGUAGGCUGGAUCCCCAAGAAGAUAAAUUGGUAUGGCCUCCUCCUCAUCCACAAUCCGUUUUCUCAGAGCAGGGAUCUUUCCAGUUUUCAAGUACAUGUUUAGCUUUGAGUUAGCAAAGACCCGUGCAUCAUGCACACUCCCAGGCCACUUUACCACGACAUCCAUGAAUCGGUACUUGUAAUCACACACGGCCUGUACAUUAAGGGAAUAUCUGCCUUUCCUAUUGAUGUAGUCAGUGGAGUUGUUAGAUGGCUGCUUGAUUUCGAUGUGGGUUCCGUCCACUGCUCCUAAACAUUGUGGCAUGCGAUGCGCACAAUGGAACCCCUCAACCAGAUCCGCGGUCUCGGGCUCAGUAAAAGGCAGCUUGAUAUAUUUUGGACCCAGGUGGAUGGAGAUCGCUCUGCAUGUCUGCCUAAUAAUGAGGGACAAAGCCUGGCGCGAAACCCCGAAGGCGUUAGCAGUCUUCCGCAUCCUUCCCCCAUCGCUCAGGUAAUACAGCAUUAACGCAACCAUUUUCAGUGGAUCAAUCGGUGCCCUCAUGUUUGAGGUUUUCUUUUCGAUAUAUGGGCGCAGUUCUUCGGUCAGGGCGACGACAGAGGCUCUGGACAUGCGGAAGUUCUCCCUCCAUUCAUCAUCCACGACAACGCCAUUGACAAAAUUGUCCCACCAAGUGCUGCUUCUGCCCGGUCUUACCCAAAAUCUUCGCCUGGUUGCCCUUCUGGUUAUUCCCCGCUGUAGUGUUAGCAAUAUGUAGGUCAUGUUCUCCAUGUCCUGUUUUUGCUGAUGGAGGGUCUGCUGUAGAUGUUGCACAAACAACUGUAGCAUGGUCAGUAGCGUCCGGAGCACGAUAGCAACUCUGCGAUCCGCCAUUGUUGUUGUUGUUGUUGGUGGCGAAACACAUCAGCAAUGGCGCGGGGUAAGCGGAGGUGAGCAGAAGAG